Molecule: messenger RNA, 4835 nt
Organism: Doryrhamphus excisus (bluestripe pipefish)
Lineage: Eukaryota; Metazoa; Chordata; Actinopteri; Syngnathiformes; Syngnathidae
Source: RefSeq, a predicted model, not a curated record
AGCCGGUAUGCCAAAUGUAUAUUUUUUUAUAAGUGUUAGCAACAUAAAACAACACAAAAGGAACUCGCCCGUCUCAAAUAUAUCCAGCCGUUUUCCAAGCUGGGACAACAAAUACUCAUCCAGACGCAGACCCUUGUGAGACGUAUGGUCGGUCAAGUAAUGCAGUUGCUCUUUAAUACCGUUGAAAAGCAGAAAGGCUGCUUACGUUUGACAGACGAUUUGCCUGUGACAAAAUACACGUCACAAACCGCGAUUGCCCAACUUCACAGCGUGAAACAUGACAUAUUAAAGAAAUAUUGCAUUCUAUAUUAUAUGAUCAGAUGUGCCCGCACGGUGGACGAGCGGUUUGCAUAUUGGCCACACAGUUGGGAGAUCGGGUUCCAAUCUCUGUGCGUCUGUGGGUUUUCCUCCCACAUUCAUUUGUCAUUUUGUUAUUGUUUGGUCUAAAAAAAAUAAAAAAUCCUAGGUUUUUGUUCUCCGUGGAUGCCUCCUGCCCCUUAAAGGUCACUGAGGUGCGUCUGUCUGCAUACACGCUGUGUGCGUACAUGCUGUCUGCGUGCACGCUGUCUGCGUACGCAUGCGUGUGCAUGUCACAGAGGAACUUUUUCAUAGCUUGGAAAGGCCUAUGAAAUAAAGAAUACAUAUCAUGUAGAAAUGAAUAUGUUGGCGUCACCCUGAUAAAAGCGUCCACUGGGGUUGGCGGUGGCGGCCUCGGACACGGCCAACCACACUAUGGUGUCAGCGCCCUGCUCCGGGGUUCGCAGGCUGUCCUUCAUGGAGCGAUGGAAGUCAGGCAUGGCGUUCGCCACAGCUGCCGCGCACACACACACACACACACACACACGUAUGGCGGAGGAAGGGGACAAAGAUUCACACAUAUUGAAAUUUGCAGUCUGUUGUUAAAAUGUGUUAUAUUUUACUUCUAAAACAAUUCUUUAUGGUGAAGCAGACAUGCUAUCUGUAGCUGUCCUCCUGCUGUUACAUGAUGGCCUUAGUCUUGUUCAGAUGCCAACAGAUGAUGGCAUCACAUGUCUAGUCCAUGACCAAAAGUUCCUUAUUUCAAUGUGGGCUUAUAGUGAGCCAACAGGACUUGCCAUACCAGGAGUGUCCACCCAGCCUGGAUGCAUGACAGAGAAGUGGAUGCUCGUGUGGAUCUUUGCAAGCUGCUCCGUCAUCACCACCUGCUGCCUCUGGAAGACACGUGUCAUAAAGGGGACCUAUUAUGUUCAUUUUUGGCCCUUUGUGUUGCGUUGUGGACUCCUGUAGAGCAGCUGCACACAAUACCAGCACAGAAAGCUUUCUAGUUGUUCCAGAACCUGCACCUAUUCAGCUUUAUUUCUUCAUGAAAACGGUGUGUUUUAAAUGAUUCCAGCCACGGCUCGCCUCCAUGUUGGUUGGUCCCACUCCCAAGUGCUCAGAAGGACUUGUUGUGUCGCUUGCUGCGAAGCCAACAUUAUAGGUGUUGAUAUUAAACAGUGAUUUAUCUUUUUAAAAGGUCCGCUUUUAACAUCCAGCCAUAUGUGUGGGAUCCCCAAUGCCAUCCGGAAUAGAGACUCGACAGUCCCAAGUUUCUCAAAAAAAGAGGGAGGUUACUUCAAGGCAGCAACGCCCUGUGGAACCCAGCGUUUUGAGUUGUGCCUUGACCUUUUAAGUUGUAAAAUGUACAGGUAGUCCCCGCCGAAUGAUAAUGAAACACAAACACGAUCGGUACCUUGUGUUGGGCGUAGACCAUGGUGCCGUCAUAGCGACCUCUCUCUGACUGCAGGUUCCCUAUCCUGAGCUUCUGCACCAUCAUGCCCCCUGAUGACACGCUAAUCUGCACACACAGGAAUGAAGCUUUGGGUGCUGCUGGACCAUGGCCGUCGCUUUCCCGAUGCCGCUGUUGGCUCCAGUUAUCAUGAAGGCUCGUCCUGCCAGAGACACCUCCAGGUCCUUCUCCACAAAGCGCUUGGAGGCCGAUAGGAAAGCAUUUCUACAAAGAGGGAACACGGACGUUGAAUGUCUAUCAGCAAGGUCUCAUGAUUUGUCACGCCAGGCCUCAGGAAUCGGUCUCCGCUCAAACCACGUGGACCAGCACCUGCGACCCCCUGACGGCACAUCCCGGAACUGCACUGCGUUCAGACAAUGUGCCUUCUGUUCAAAGUCAACUUGAGUGUGUGUGUGUUUGUGUGUGCGUGUGUGUGCGUGUGUAGGUGCGGCAAAGGUGGGAUCACACAAUGUAGGCUACAUCAGACAAAGAAGACUUCAGCUUCAGCGAUUUAAAGGACUUUUGGGGGGGGCAAAUUUCCCGUUUUAGGAUUGGAGUCCCAUCGCUGAGAGCCAAAAUGAUCCGUUUCCUGUUGCUGUUUAGCAAGCAGGGAAGGCUGCGGCUGCAGAAGUGGUUCACUCCUCUAACAGACCGGGAGAAGAAGAAAGUUAUCCGGGACAUGAUGGCCAUCGUGUUGGCCCGUCCACCGCGUUCAUGCAAUUUCCUCCAAUGGAGAGACCUCAAGAUUGUUUACAAAAGAUAUGCCAGCCUGUAUUUCUGUGCCGGGCUGGAAGACCAGGAUAAUGAGCUGCUGAGCCUGGAAGUUUUACACAGAUAUGUGGAGCUGCUGGAUAAAUACUUUGGGAAUGUAUGUGAGCUGGACAUUAUUUUCAACUUUGAAAAGGCCUACUUUAUUCUGGAUGAAUUCCUGAUGGGAGGAGAAGUGCUGGAAACCUCCAGAGCGGCUGUGGGCGUCUCUCUGGAGGAGGCUGACGCGCUUCAAGAGCAGACAAUGGAGGAAUAUAUGAGCAGACCCGCUUACUGAGCCAGGAGAAGACGGGAAUUUCUCCGGGAUGAAGCAAAAGGCUUUAACUGUGCUACAAAUAAUCAGCGGAACCUGUUUAGAUGGACACCAUUAAGUCCUGGUCCACUGUGUUCCUCUUACUUCUUGGCAUCCUUGGCUGCCUCUCAGUAGCGGUGUCUGCAGAAAAGGUUGAUGCAUUCUGUAGUUCGGAUAAAAUACGUUUGUUUUCUUCUGGCCUUCUGUUCUUCCAGUCUUCCAGAAUGGCUUUCAACAUCCACGGCAACAUGUCGCAUGAGGAGGUGGAGCUGCCAAAAUGAUCAUGGUAGAUUAUGUAUGUACGUAUAAGUCAUGGGUUUUGGUGAGACGUUUGGAGCGUUGCCAUGGCAAUUGUCUGUGCGUGCCUAAUAGGAAGUAAGGUUUUGAAUGUAGGCUAGCUAUUUACGUAGCAAUGUUUAUAUUACACCCAAAUGUUAAUUUGUACCAAUUAGAUGAUAAACAUCACCUUUUUAAGAAUAUUGUCAUAUUCACACUUGAUUAAGUCCUUCAAAUCAUCCUAGGGGAUUAUUACCUAACAAGUGACUCAUCUCAACACGUGCUUUAAUACUCACCUCUUUGUGAAGAAAAGUGUCACUCAUCUCGAGAAGGACCUACAUAACAUUUGAGGAAGAAAUGGGUGCAUCAGCGUGAAACGAUAAGUGACGUAACUGUCUAGUUUCACUAAAGAUGAAAAGAUUUGCGCGUAUCCAAAAGCACGCUCAACACGGUUAAAGCUAUAUUUGGUCAUGUAUGUCGGCCUGAGACAGCCAACCCCAGGAAUGUCGGCUUCAACGGCUUCCACUGUAUUCAUCCCAGUUGGGAUACUUUAUAGACUCACACGUGUCUUAGCAGGGAUGAUAUUCCUUUACAGUGUUUGCCAACCUUUACUCAGCCAAGUCAUUAGAAAAUCUCACCACCGAGUGUGACCUUUUCUCCACAAAGGUCGCUCUUGUACCUUCUGCAGUCUAGCGGAAGAACAUUCAAUUGUUCUGUCUGUCGCUACAUGUGGCUCAAUGAACCAAAAUUAGCAGGAUUGAAGCAUUUUUGGACAAAUUCUGUGCAAAUUGACUUUGGGAAAUGUUGUCACUGUUGGAAUAUAAUAUUAUAUAUGGAGAACAUAAUACUAGAUGCAUAAAUCACAAGUGAGUAUUAUCGUUUUGGGCAUGUCUGGUUAAAGCAUUGUUGGAACCAAUAGAAGAGUUAAGGGUUAAAAGUAGCAUCAUGUAUUUUGUACUUAAAUAGCCAACAGGGUUGUGAACGUGGGAAAGAAGCGGGACACGGAAAGGAAAAGAUGAAGUCGAUGCUUUAUUGACCUCACGUAUGUCACGUAUGCUCACAUUUAAGUCAGAAUUAGCAAGAAACACAAGUGAGUGUAAAAAGGGGUCUGGUGCUUGUGUGUCAAGGCCGGCGUAUGGGAGGAAGGUCAAAUCAUGGCUAUUUCUGCUAUUAAAUAAGACCACCACAGUUGACUGCAUGUUGAAAUCUUUGAAAAUACUUCAUUGUGUCUCUGUCCACAUGUAUCAUAACAUAUAUAACACAUUUAUAUAUAUAUAUGUAUAUAUAUAUAUGUACUUUAUCUCCCCUUUGUCUAUAUGCCUUUGCCUGUUUUGGUGCCGUUCUCACUGUCUUCAGUUUCCAGAUUGAGGUAGCUCAUCAGUUUCAUCACCGCGUUGCCGUCUCCAUCCUCAGUCUGUCGCUUGUCCUUGGCUUCCUUCCCCGAGUCCAUCUGAUCCAAGUAAUCCUGCAUGGCCCGUUCAAACGAGCCCGUGGCGCCCUGCCCCGCCUCCUGCCGCUUUUGGCCGUAGCGGUACGCAGGGCCGGGAUGUCUCGCCAGCAUCUGCGCCGCCAGAUACGCCGCCAGCCGGUCGGCCGUGGCGCCGUCGUAUUCUGAGGAUCUACCAGGAGGGACGCGGCGCAGAGUGGGAGUGGCGUCACCGGCGCGCCCCGAGGUCACCGUGUGAAGUCGCGAUGGCCAGCCGCCGUACGCCUUCCUGACGGAGGCUUGACCCCGGUUCCUGUCCUUCCCCA